UCCUAUUUUCCGUCGUAGCAAAUAAAAACAGGGCCAAUCCGUUGCCCGAUCCAUAUGGCAUAAACUCUCUACGUCAAACCCGCAAUUUUGCAUUUUUGCCCCCAUCGACUAGAUCAAAACUCAAAAGGGCAGAUUCAGCACAAACUCCCGAGAAGUUAAACCUCGACUGUAAAAAUCAUGGUUUCCAAGGGACUUAUUUUCUUCGUCAUUGUGGCCACACUCUCCUUCAAUCUCAGGGUUGAUGCUGAUCCAUCAGUCCCCAAAUCCCCUUUCUCCAUUGCUCUCGACACCCUUCAAGAUCAACUGAACUAUACAUUUCAGAAUGUUGGAUUGCUUCGACGUGCUAUGACACACUCAUCAUACUCAGAGGAGAACAACAAAGCUAUGAGUAUCUUGGGGGAGGGAGUAAUCGAGACUUCAGUCUCAAUGCAAAUGCUGGUAAAAAACAUCGAUAUCUCGUCCAAGGAUCUGAACCAGGAUAUUUCUGAAGUGUCAAAGGUUGAGACUUCAUGUGCAGUGGAUGGAAAGAGCUUAGGUUUGCAGAACAUAGUUCGGGUUUCGUCCAAAACAAAUUCCACAACUCCAUCUGUCGUCUGUGGUGCUUUCCGUGCACUUUUUGGGGCAGUGGCUUUGGACACUGGCAGUGCAGACAGUGCGGGGAAGUUGUUUUUGAAAGUUCAUUUUGAAGAUGCUGGGAAAGGUCGGAUUGGGCAUGUAAGGAAUACACUUACCAUGAUGAGUUAAAUGUCUUUAUGUGGUAGGCACUAUUUUCUUUUGUUUGAAAGGUUGAAGUAGUUUUAUACUUCUAUAUGUAUGUUAAUGUGAAGGAAGAUGGAUUAGACACUGAUUAGGCUUAGCAUAUGCGCUCAGCACUUUAAUUGUUGUGUAGUAAACUGCUUAACCUGUGAUAUUCCCUUAGAUUGCGUGUUUAUAUUGCCUUUAUGUUGUUAUUAUUGUUAUUAUUAGUAUAGAGAUGAGUUUGCAUUCCACUU
Messenger RNA from Cuscuta epithymum, 992 nucleotides. NCBI's taxonomy places the organism in Eukaryota, Viridiplantae, Streptophyta, Magnoliopsida, Solanales, Convolvulaceae. The record is from the annotation of a GenBank genome assembly.